Chanos chanos (milkfish) is the source of this 3549-nucleotide messenger RNA. It is a transcript of the gene hcn4l, whose product is annotated as hyperpolarization activated cyclic nucleotide-gated potassium channel 4l. Bases 1 to 3549 code for a protein of 1182 amino acids. NCBI's taxonomy places the organism in Eukaryota, Metazoa, Chordata, Actinopteri, Gonorynchiformes, Chanidae. The transcript is spliced from 8 exons. Gene Ontology annotation, molecular function: voltage-gated potassium channel activity. The record is from RefSeq and is a predicted model, not a curated record. Gene Ontology annotation, biological process: regulation of membrane depolarization; sodium ion transmembrane transport; potassium ion transmembrane transport. Gene Ontology annotation, cellular component: dendrite; axon; HCN channel complex.
AUGGAUAGGUUGCAUUCUUCCAUGCGCAAACGGCUCUACAGCUUGCCACAUCACAUUGGACAGAAAGCUGCUAUGACUGGAGACGGAGAAGACAGCGACAAGGACACUCGGAGGAAAAGUGUCAGAAUGAAGCAUCUUCCUUCCCCCUCAUCCAUGGGGAGUGCCAAAGGUAUCAGCGAAGCCAAAAGCGGUGACGUGGAGACCGAUGUGGGGAAGCCUUUCAAAACCAAUGUCAACGGUGACUGCCGGAGGUUUAGGGGCAGUCUGUCUUCCAUCACCAGUCGGCAUGCCCCCGAGUCAGAUUCGGCGGAGCAAAGACGUCUUAUUACCGAAGGUGAUCCCAGCCCUGAGGAGGAGAGUCCGUCGGAGGCACCAGGCGGCGGAGAGGGACAAGGGGCACAGGGUGGUCGCAGUGAUGGAGCACGACAAGCGUCUCCUGACGAGCAGUCGACUUUCAUAAAGUUAGAGGGAAUGGAUCAAAUCAUGCCGGACGAUGAGAGGUUGUACCAGGCUGGUUUCAUGCACAGACAGUUUGGGGCAAUGCUACAACCAGGGGUAAAUAAGUUCUCCCUUCGAAUGUUCGGGAGUGAGAAAGCGGUGGAGAGGGAGCAGGAGAGAGUCAAAUCUGCCGGAUUUUGGAUCAUUCAUCCUUACAGUGACUUCAGAUUCUACUGGGACCUGAUAAUGCUUCUGCUGAUGGUCGGGAAUCUGAUCAUAAUCCCCGUGGGCAUCACCUUCUUCAAGGACGAGCACACUCCAGCCUGGAUCGUCUUCAACGUGCUGUCUGACACCUUUUUUCUGGUCGACCUAGUACUGAACUUCCGCACUGGCAUCGUGAAAGAGGACAGCACGGAGAUCAUCCUAGACCCGCAGCAGAUAAAGGUGCGCUACCUGCGCAGCUGGUUUGCCGUGGAUUUCAUCUCCUCCAUUCCCGUGGAUUAUAUUUUUCUCAUCGUGGAGACACGGAUCGACUCCGACUUCUAUAAAACGGCGCGAGCCCUGCGUAUCGUCCGCUUCACUAAGAUCCUGAGUCUAUUACGGUUGCUCAGGCUCUCGCGGCUCAUUCGUUACAUUCAUCAGUGGGAGGAGAUUUUCCACAUGACCUAUGACCUGGCGAGUGCAAUGGUUCGGAUAGUCAAUUUGAUUGGGAUGAUGCUGCUGCUUUGUCACUGGGAUGGCUGUUUGCAGUUUCUGGUUCCCAUGCUGCAGGAUUUUCCCUCUGACUGUUGGGUCUCCAAAAACAAGAUGGUGAACGACACUUGGGGUCAGCAGUACUCCUACGCCCUGUUUAAGGCUAUGAGUCAUAUGCUGUGUAUUGGGUAUGGCAUGUACCCACCAGUGGGCAUGACGGACGUGUGGCUGACCAUCCUCAGCAUGAUCGUGGGCGCCACCUGCUAUGCCAUGUUUGUGGGCCAUGCCACCGCCCUCAUUCAGUCACUGGACUCAUCACGGAGGCAGUACCAGGAGAAGUAUAAACAGGUGGAGCAGUACAUGUCCUUCCAUAAGCUGCCUGCAGACAUGCGUCAGAGGAUCCAUGACUACUAUGAGCACCGCUACCAGGGCAAGAUGUUUGACGAAGAGAGUAUUCUCGGGGAACUGAACGAACCACUCAGAGAGGAGAUCAUUAGUUUUAACUGUCGAAAGCUGGUGGCUACCAUGCCCCUGUUCGCUAAUGCAGACCCAAACUUUGUGACCUCCAUGUUGACCAAGCUACGUUUCGAGGUCUUCCAACCAGGAGAUUACAUCAUCAGGGAGGGCACGGUUGGCAAGAAAAUGUACUUCAUCCAGCAUGGGGUCUUGACCGUUCUGACCAAGGGAAACAAGGAGACAAAGAUCUCUGAUGGCUCUUACUUUGGAGAGAUAUGUCUGUUGACACGAGGCAGGAGAACGGCCAGCGUAAGGGCAGAGACAUACUGUCGACUGUACUCACUCUCUGUGGACCACUUUAACGAGGUUCUGGAAGAAUACCCCAUGAUGCGCCGAGCCUUUGAGACAGUAGCCCUGGACCGCUUGGACCGCAUAGGGAAGAGGAACUCUGUCCUCCAGCACAAGGUCCAGCGGGAUCUCAACUCAGGAGUGCUCAACUACCAGGAGCAUGAAAUCAUCCAGCAGAUCGUCCAGCAUGACAGAUACAUGGCUCACUGCGCACAUCUGACUACCACGCCUCCAAACACGGGUCCCUCUUCAACCCCUGCUCCAUCCUCUCACACUCCAGUCAUCUGGGCCCCGCUCAUACAAGCUCCCCUCCAAGCUGCUGCUGCCACCAGUUCCGUGGCCAUCGCAUUGACACGCCACCCCAAUCUACCCCACACUCUGUUUCGACCCCCUGUGCCUGUGCUGGGUUCUCUUAAAGAACCUUCUGGCCACUUGAAGAGGUUCUCUUUUAGCACCCCGUUUGGUGGUUCCACCUCUGGGACAAGCUCCAGUGUGGAGACCCCCAUCUUGGACUCGGUAAGAGCCAAGCAGCCAGCCACUUCCCCUGCCACUCAACCUGCUGCCUCCAGCUGUCUACCUUCCAGCACCACAACCACCAUAACCACCACCUCCUCCACCAUUAGUGAGGCAUCAGUGCCUCCAAAGCGAUACCCUUCCUCCAUUUACAGCUCUAGAGACUCCAGUAUAGCACAGCUUCAUCCCCAGCCGCAGUCCUCCUUCUCCAGCGCCAUAGCUCCACUACCGGGGUUCUUCCAGCAGGGGGCAGCAGGAACAGUCGCUGCUCAAUUGGCAGUGCCCUCAGCCUCAAGCAUCACCCCAUUGAUCGCCAGCUCCGUCAACCCCAUACUAACGCAGCUGCAGUCUUCUAAGCCAAUUCCUCCGCCAGCCAAACCCAAUCUGGAGUCGACUCACUCGGGCAGGACCACUCAGAACCUGGCUCCAUCUCGGUCUCCGUCCACCGGAUCACCAUGGCACCCGCCACAGCAGCAGCCGGUCUCCAAGUUCCAGACGCAGCACAUUCAAACAGGUCAACAGCCAGGCCUGUCUCCUGAACCAUCUGCUCUGGCCUCAUUGGCCCAGUACGGAUCAGGAAACCCUUCUCCAAGCAGCACUCCACCAGCCUUGACCCCCACCGCCCAGAGCCCCACCACAGAACGAGCAAGGACUUCCAUUCACAGUCAACCGUCCAGUGCUCAUGGAUCCCCAAUUUCGCUUCUAACCCCGCAGACUCUGUACCCACCACCGUCUCACGGCAGAGAGAGAGCAGGUUCAUCCUCUGACCUUGCCUCUCAGGACAUCAGCACCAUAUCCAGGUCUCACGCUUCCUCUCGACCUCAAGAGGGGUCAAAGGGCGUGGGGCAGGGGGCACAUGCCCCAGGUCAUCCCCAUGGGAUGUCCGGGACGUACUUCUCCCCUCACUCAUCUCCGACUCCCGUUAGCAAACCGUUCAGCUCUAUACCUGGUCAUGUGACGUUAUCGAGACAGACUUCACAAGCAUCUAUAGCUCAAACUCUCUCGCGAGGCAGUUCACCCGCCCCUCCCACCGGGGACAGGUCUACCCCAGGGACGCCAGGGGUCGAGCGCUUUCAUCCGAAACUUCCAUCAAAUUUGUGA